AAGUGAUUUUCUCUGGAAGAGUACAUGCAGCUGUCGACGGUUGUGAAAGGGCAUUCCGGGUGCUAAACUGUAACUGGAGUUCCCAGUGCGAGGUCAGUGUGUAUAAUAUUGGCUUCUCCCUAGUGUGUGGCAUCCUAGGCAGAGGUAGCGAGAGAGCCUUACAGUAAACCAGAAGACCAACCAACAGAGCAGGAAAGAGAGAGGGAGAGACUGCACGUUUGAGUAAAAGAGGAAGAGGGAUAGCUCCACCCACCAAGCAAAAGUAGGAUAUAAGUGCAAAAGCCAACCAGCCAGAUGGACAGUCACAGUUAAGUGGAGACAGCCGGAGAGAAAGUUGCGCCCAACUUCCCUCCCUCUACGAGUCUUCGUCUCCUCCUGCAGCCUCCCUGCCAUGCCCGGGGGGUCCUCUCCGUGUUAUGGAACGUGUAACGCUUAGCGAGGAGGAUGAGCCCUCUCCGCUCAUGUACCGUGUGGAGCGGUCGGUCUACGACGAGGCCUUCCUCGACACCCAGCUUCUGCAUCACAGGGUCAGGAGCCCCAAGCCCCUCCACAAGAGGCUGGCGCAGCAUGUCAGGUGUUCGUCUGAAAGGGCCAAAGCCAUUGCUCUGAGUUUCCUUCCCAUCCUUACAUGGCUGCCGUCCUAUCCAGUCAAGGAGUACCUCUUUGGCGACGUGGUUUCAGGCAUCAGCACAGGGGUCAUGCAACUUCCUCAAGGUCUUGCCUAUGCGAUGCUGGCUGCUGUACCCCCUGUGUAUGGCCUCUACUCCUCCUUCUACCCUGUCCUGCUGUAUACCUUCUUUGGGACCUCCAGACAUGUGUCCAUAGGCACGUUUGCAGUGAUCAGCCUGAUGAUAGGAGGCGUGGUGGUGAGGGAGGCCCCAGACUCCAUGUUCACCAUGCAGGCUCUGAACGGGACCAACGGCACCCUGGUGGACACGGAGGCCCGGGACGCCAGGAGGGUGGAGCUGGCCGUGGUCCUCACCACCCUGGUGGGAAUCAUCCAGCUGGUGUUUGGGCUGCUCAGGUUUGGCUUCGUGGCCAUCUACCUGACAGAGCCUCUGGUCCGAGGCUUCACCACAGCCGCAGCCCUGCACGUCUGUGUGUCCCAGCUCAAAUACCUGCUGGGCGUGAAGACCCCCCGCUUCAGCGGGCCCUUCUCAGCCCUCUAUAGCUUGAGGGCCGUGGUAACUGACAUCACCAGCACCAACGUCACCACGCUCACCGUGGGCCUGGUGUGCACCGUGUUCCUGUACGGGGUCAAGGUGGUCAACGAGCGCUUCAAGAGCAAGCUGCCCGUCCCCAUCCCCGGGGAGAUCAUCGUGGUCAUCGUCUCCACCGGCCUCUCCUACGGCCUCAACCUAUCAGAGGGCUACCAGGUCGACGUGGUCGGGAAGAUCCCCACAGGGCUCCUCCCUCCGGUGGUCCCCACCUUCUCCCUUUUGCCAAACUUGGUCACGGAUUCCUUUGCCAUAGCCAUCGUGGGCUUCUCCAUGGGGAUCUCUCUGGCCAAGACCUUUGCCCUGAAGCAUGGCUACAGCGUGGAUGGCAACCAGGAGCUGAUAGCCCUGGGGAUUUGUAACUUUGUCAGCUCCUUCUUCCACACCUUCGCCAUCACCUGUUCUAUGUCUCGGAGCCUGGUGCAGGAGAGCACUGGGGGCAAGACGCAGAUAGCCGGUCUGCUUGCUUCACUGGUGGUGUUGCUGGUGGUUGUGGCCAUUGGGUUUGUCUUCCAGCCCCUACCACAGACGGUGCUGGCUGCCAUCAUCAUGGUGAAUCUGCUGGGCAUGUUCAAACAGCUGAGGGACAUUCCAGUCCUGUGGAGAACCAGCAAGAUUGAGCUGGCUAUCUGGAUAGUUUCCUUUGUAGCUUCUGUGCUGUUGGGACUAGAUUACGGCCUGCUCGUGGCUGUAGGAUUUGCAAUAGUGACCGUCAUCUACAGAACACAAAGCCCAAAGACUCUGCUCUUGGGACAGGUGUCCGACACGGGGCUGUACUGCGAUGUGGACGAGUAUGAAGAGGCAACAGAAUGCAAGGGGAUCAAAAUCUUCCACUCCAACUCCUCGAUAUAUUUUGCAAACAGCGACCUUUACGUGAACGCCCUCAAACGGAAGACAGGAGUUGACCCCACUCAGCUUCAGGCUGCAAGAAAACUCCAGAAAAAAAGAUUUAAGAAAGAGAAAGCUGAGAGGGAAAAACUGAACCAGAAGUCUCCCCAGAAGAUGAAUGCUGUGGUCAAACUGGACUUGGAGCAAGGCGUGACCCACGAGGUCGUGGGUGGAGGCGUGUCCCAGACCCACCUGAACCUGCUAGGGAACGGGCAGACAGCCGAGGCCAGCACCGAGGAGUCCGACUCCGAGAUGGUCAGCUUCCUGCAGCCCCUCAGCCCUGUCCGCUGCAUCAUCCUGGACUGGACCCCGGUCAACUUCAUCGACUCUGUGGGAGCCAAGGUCAUCAGAUUGCUGGUGAAGGAGUACGCAGCUGUGGACGUGCAGGUGCUGCUUGCUGGAUGCAGCAGAACUCUGCUCGCUGAACUCCGCAGCCUGCAGUUUUUCAGUGGCGUUGUGACCCCGGAGAUGGUCUUUCCCACAGUCCAUGAUGCAGUGCUCCACUGUCAGUGUCACACUGUCCCACAUGUCAACCACACUGUCCAAUGACAGCUCUCCACACAAGAUGGCUUUAGAGUGGGCAGUCAUAUCAGGGAGGAGGUGCAGGGGAGGCAUGGAAGCUCUGACCAGCACGGGGGGGGGGGGGUCUUUAACCAUCACACAGGAGACACUGUAGACUGACUGCUAUUCCACAAGUGCAAUUUUGUUUUUUAUAAAAGAUAGCGAUGUAUAUUUGAUGAAAUAUUUUAGUGUACCGGUACUUUGGUUUUAUUGCUAACAUUCCUGCAGUGUAAGUGCAGUUCUAUCAAGGCUUUUGUUUGUCGAGAGGAUUGUAUUUUCUUUUUUAGAAUUCCAUUGCACUUUUAUAGGUUUACAUUAAUCACAGGUUCAGAGGAAGAAAUAUUUAGAGUACUGUGUUCAUUCCAGUUUUAGUAUGGAUUGCUGGAGGUCUUCACAGGCACUGUUAUUGGUUGGUUAGGCCUUUAUUAUCUGAACCCAGGGGGACAGUUACAGCCUUAACAUAAUCCUGCAGACAAGUUACUGUGUUGUUUGGGCCUCUGUUACAUGUUGGAGAGAUCUAGAAGCCUGUCUUUAUUUCACUGCUGAAAUCUAGGUGAAUGCCAGGACUUUACCAUCACCGUGUGAGUACAAGCACAAAGGGUUGUUUGAAAAUGCUAAAAGUGCUCACUUUGCAAUUGUCACAACUACGUAAUAAAAAAAUUAUAUUGUCUAUGUAGACAUUUUACUCAUAGUAAUAUAAAAGACUGUAUAAGUGAGACCAAAGUCAUUAUACCAGCAGUGCAUUUAGUGAUUCAAAUCAUAUUGAGUGCUGUUAAGUUCAUAUUAUGCUGUAUUGUUACUUGUCAAAUGUCUGUCAUAUUUGAUGACCCAAGCUCUAUGUAAUAAAUAUUUUUUUUGUAACAUCCUUA
Molecule: messenger RNA, 3535 nt
Organism: Hypomesus transpacificus
Lineage: Eukaryota; Metazoa; Chordata; Actinopteri; Osmeriformes; Osmeridae
Gene: slc26a5
Product: solute carrier family 26 member 5
Exons: 18
Coding region: 417-2654 (745 amino acids)
Biological process (GO): transmembrane transport
Cellular component (GO): membrane
Molecular function (GO): oxalate transmembrane transporter activity; bicarbonate transmembrane transporter activity; secondary active sulfate transmembrane transporter activity
Source: RefSeq, a predicted model, not a curated record